AUGACAGACAGUUAUGCUGCCAACGGGCAGGGCCUCACCAUCAACGGCUACGACGCGAGCCUGGACGUCUCCGAUACCACCAACUACCUCACCAACGGCCACGAUACAAACGGGGACACAAAGGAACGUGAUAAUGUGAUAGUGGUCGGCGCCGGCCCCGUUGGCCUUCUGAUUGCCCUCCGCCUCGCCAAAGCCGGCAUCCCCACCACCAUCCUUGAAAUGCUUCCAUACGUCGAACAGAGCCCGCGCGCAGCAGUCUACCACGCCAUCUCCGUGCGCGAACUGGACCGCGCCGGCGUCUUGGAGGAUUGUCGCGCAAACGGCAAAUCCAGCUCCGACGUCUGCUGGCGGAAACUCAACGGUGAGGUCAUCGCAUCGAUCGAUCGAAAACCGUUGCCGGGCGAGAAGUACCAGGUCCUUGUGCUGGGACAGCAUGAGCUUGCCGAGAUCAUUUUGAAGCACGUCAAGCAAUGCAAGGAGAGUCAGGUGUUGUUCAACCACAAGGCUGUGGAGAUCCAGCAGGAUGAGAAGGGGGUGAGGGUGGCGGCUGAGACGCCUGAUGGCAUCAAGCAGUUCAGUGCGAGGUAUCUUGUCGGUGCGGAUGGCGGGAGGAGCGGUGUGAGGAGGCUGAUUGAUGUGCCGUUCGAGGGCUUCACGUGGCCUCAGUCGCUGGUCGCUUGCAACGUCGUCUAUUCCUUUGACAAGUAUGGGUAUCAAAGCGGGAACUUUAUUGUGGACAAGGACCAUUGGUGUCUCAUUGCGAGUCUGAAUGAGCCGGGACUGUGGCGCGUGUCCUAUGGCGAGCUGCCGGGUUUGACGCAUGAACAACUGAUGGAGAGGCAGCCGAUGAAGUUUGAAGCCAUCUUCCCAGGACCAAGGCCGUUGAAGUAUGAGUUGAAGAACGCGAGUCCCUAUCGGAUCAAUCAGAGGCUCGGACUUACGGGAGGCAUGCUCGAUGCUGGAGCAUGCGCUGAUGCGCUGAUAGCCACGCUGAAACAGGGUUACCCAGAGUCAGUGCUGGAGAGCUACGCCGAGAAGCGGAAGAAGGUCUGGCACGACAUCAUCAAUCCAACCUCACAGGCGAAUGUGAAGAGAAUCUUUGAGAACGACCCGGAUACAGUGGGACAGACUGACCCGUUCUUGAAGAUGCUCAACGACCCGACCGUGGAUAAAUCGAAGCUGAGGGCCGGUGAUGGACUUUAUGUCGAUGUGCUGGCGGAUCAUACGAGUAUGAACUCGAAGGCAGACAAGCCGACUGUCGUCCCCCUGCCGGGGAACUGA
Molecule: messenger RNA, 1281 nt
Organism: Exophiala xenobiotica
Lineage: Eukaryota; Fungi; Ascomycota; Eurotiomycetes; Chaetothyriales; Herpotrichiellaceae
Exons: 3
Coding region: 1-1281 (426 amino acids)
Molecular function (GO): FAD binding
Source: RefSeq, a predicted model, not a curated record